UUGAAGAAACUUGCUUUGUUCCCCUUUACCCAUCUUUUCACGGAGAGAGAUGGAUAACGACGAGUUAAUGCAAUUGUUUUUCAUUUACAUUUGAUGUAUACAAGUCGUUCAUGUACGUUAUUUCAAGAUCUACAUAGAUUCUGCUUACUUAUGAGUCUGCAACUACACAACAACAAACAUAUUAUAUUGUUUAUCAUCCUCUCUCCCCACACCCCUAUUCUUAUUACUUUCAAAAAACAGUGCAUAGUUUACCACUUCACCAAUCAUUGAGAAUUAUCAAACCUUGGUUUGGGUUACAUACAAUCUUUUUCUCUUUUUGAGUGAGUUUUAGCAUACAACAAUGACUAGCAACAACGUUAAUGACAACAACAAAAACAGUGACAACUGGUUGGGUGUCUCUCUUUCUCCUCAUGACUCUCAUCCUUCUUCAAAUCCCACAGCCUUUUUCACUCUCCCUUCUAACUUCAACUACCAAAACAUCUACUAUGGUGGAGUUGAGGGUGUAAAUGGUGGUGGAAUAUACUCAUCUUUUCCCACCAUGCCACUCAAAUCUGAUGGUUCACUUGGGAUGGUUGCUUCCACAACACCAAAACUUGAAAACUUUUUUGGUGGUGUAAUAAUGGGGACCUCAGGUUUGGAUAAUCAUACUAGUACAAUGUACUACAACCAAAAUUACCAUAUUCAACCUCAACACUACCAAGAUUACUCCGGGUUGUACCCAAUAGUACAACAACAUGAAGCCAAGAUUGUUGCUAAUACUACUUGUGGCCUUUAUCUGCCAUCUAUUGGAGAAGGUUGGAUUUCAAACAACUACCAUUCUGGUGAUGGUUUACAGUCCCUUAGGUUGUCAAUGAGCCCUGGAUGUUCACAAUCAAGCUCAUGUGUCACUGUUUCACAGCAACAAGUCACACCUGUUGCUACUAGUGUUACUGAAACUGUGGUUAUGGAUACAAAGAAAAGAGGGUCUGCUAAGGUGAACCAACAUAAGCAGAUUGUUCACAGAAAGUCUUUAGAUACAUUUGGUCAAAGAACCUCCCAGUAUAGGGGUGUCACCAGGCAUAGAUGGACAGGUAGAUAUGAAGCUCAUUUAUGGGACAACAGUUGCAAAAAAGAAGGGCAGACCAGGAAGGGAAGACAAGUUUAUCUGGGGGGUUAUGAUAUGGAAGAGAAAGCUGCUAGAGCUUAUGAUCUAGCAGCACUCAAGUAUUGGGGACCUUCUACUCAUAUUAAUUUUCCGUUGGAAAAUUAUGAACAAGAGCUUGAAGAAAUGAAGAAUAUGUCUAGACAAGAAUAUGUUGCUCAUUUAAGAAGGAGAAGCAGUGGUUUUUCUAGGGGUGCUUCCAUUUAUAGAGGAGUAACAAGACAUCAUCAACAUGGCAGAUGGCAAGCUCGAAUCGGUCGUGUAGCCGGGAACAAGGAUCUUUACCUAGGCACAUUUAGCACCCAAGAGGAUGCUGCUGAGGCUUACGACGUGGCUGCAAUCAAAUUCCGUGGCACAAACGCCGUUACAAACUUCGACAUGACUAGGUACAAUGUCGAAAAGAUCAUUGAAAGCAACACCCUUUUAACCGGUGAACUAGCAAGGCGAACCAAAGACCUCGAACCCACGGACCAGCCUAAAACCAUUGCGAGUGAACCCGUUUCAAUGGUGAGUUCUAUAGCUAUGGAUGCAUGGAUCCCAACAGCAACAACACAUGAAGUGAGGUCUCAGAUCCCCAUAUUUGGUGCAUGGACGGAUGCAUAGUCGACAAUGGAGUCAAGAAAGAAUGUGUGGGUCCCGAGGACGUGACCCGUCCCUUAACUAGCUGACAACAGCUCUGAAUUGCCACUGUGGUUGGGUUCUUUUUCUUUUUGAAAUAGGAAGGGUAGUUUAGGUAUUAUGUAGGAUAUUGUAGGGUUUCUAUUUCCAAAAGUAUUCAAACCCAUGAAAAACCAUUUUAGUUUGUAAUGAAAAAAAGCCAGAAAAAGGUUGAAUGGAAAAUGAUGAAAGUAGGUUCAUGA
Helianthus annuus (common sunflower) is the source of this 2001-nucleotide messenger RNA. RefSeq names its product AP2-like ethylene-responsive transcription factor ANT. The transcript is spliced from 9 exons. Gene Ontology annotation, molecular function: DNA binding; DNA-binding transcription factor activity. The record is from RefSeq and is a predicted model, not a curated record. The coding region runs from base 341 to 1744 and encodes 467 amino acids. Gene Ontology annotation, biological process: regulation of DNA-templated transcription. NCBI's taxonomy places the organism in Eukaryota, Viridiplantae, Streptophyta, Magnoliopsida, Asterales, Asteraceae.